Molecule: messenger RNA, 1526 nt
Organism: Agrilus planipennis (emerald ash borer)
Lineage: Eukaryota; Metazoa; Arthropoda; Insecta; Coleoptera; Buprestidae
Gene: Traf6
Product: TNF receptor-associated factor 6
Exons: 6
Coding region: 182-1396 (404 amino acids)
Biological process (GO): regulation of canonical NF-kappaB signal transduction; protein K63-linked ubiquitination; regulation of apoptotic process
Cellular component (GO): plasma membrane signaling receptor complex
Molecular function (GO): ubiquitin-protein transferase activity; protein binding; zinc ion binding
Source: RefSeq, a predicted model, not a curated record
UCUGACGUUAACAUAAACAAGUUAACCUUACAUUUGCUCAUAUUUUGUGCACUGUCUACUCACACCCAUUUUUUUUUACUGUUGGUUAACUUAUAUUUGUAUUAAUGUAAAUUCAUUUUUAAAAAUAUACUGUUAUGCUUUUCUUAUUGUUUACGUAUUAUUCUUAAGUGAAAAGUGCAAAAUGGCAACGUACAAUUCUCAAAAUUUUGACCAGCCUGAAGAAAAUUGUCUUGUAGAAGAUGAUACUCAAGUACCAGAGGCAAGAUUUGAAUGUCCAAUAUGCUUGACAUGGCUCAGAGAUCCUGUACUUACUUCAUGCGGUCAUAGAUUUUGCAGAAAAUGCAUUUAUUCUUGGCUAGAGAAAGAUACUGAUUGUCCUGUUGAUAAAACAAAAUUGAAUAAAGACACUGACAUAUUCCCAGAUAAUUUUACAAGAAGGGAAAUUUCCCAACAGAAGACAAAGUGCCCUAACGUUGUAAGAGGAUGUUUAAAGGAAUUAUCUCCUUUGGACAUUGAAUAUCACCUUCAGAUUUGUAAAUACAGAAUUCCAGAGCUCCCUGAUAAUGAAAAGUUGCGAUGCAACUUUGUUGCUGUUGGUUGUAUAGAAAAAUUUGAAAAUGAAGUAGAAGUAAAGGAACACUUAGAAAAAAACAUCCACAAUCAUCUAAAUCUUCUUUCACAAGCAUACAGUAAAUUUAUAAUUGAUCAAUCGACGUCCAGUAAUGCUUUGGCACAGCAAGCUAAUUUUUGGGAUCCCCCUGCAAAAAUUGGAAGCAACGGUUUGGUUGAUGAACAUGUGAAUAGUUCAAAUGAAUCUCUUAUAAAGUCGCUUUAUGAGAAGAUAAUAAUUUUAGAACAAAAAACCAGAGAACAGGAUAUUAUUAUAGCAAACAUGUCGGAACAGAUUUCGUCUUGUAAUUUACUAAUUUCAACAGUACCGACAAAAUUUUGCUUUGGAAGCUUUUUAUGGCCUGUAGCAGAUUUUAAAACUAAAAUUACGCGAAUGAGCAAUAAUAGUCACAUGAUGUGCUACAGUCCAGGAUUUCAAACAUCUCCAUUUGGCUAUAAGUUGUGCAUACGACUCAACUUGUCUCCCAAAAAUCCUAAUUAUCUAGCAAUUUUCAUUCACAUGAUGAAAACAGACCACGACAACAGCUUAGAUUGGCCCUUUAAUGGAAAAAUAAGUAUCACCGUUGUUCAUCCCGUUAAUUUGGAACAAAAUAUAAAGGAAACGAUGAUGACUAGACCGGAGUUGGAAGCAUUUAAAAAGCCCAAACAGGAGUUGAAUCCUCGAGGAUUCGGUUAUACAGAAUUUGCCUUAAUUCAAGAUCUGUGUUCAGAAGGGUUCGUUGACAAAGACCAAUUAUUAAUUAAGGUCCAUGUUCAGCCUGUGUGAAUAAUAAAUCAUCAGCACAAUAUAUUUUAUGCAACUAAUGGGCUGAUAAUAGAUCUACCGUAUACGCUUUUAGAUUUAUUUUUUUUUAAACACAGAAAUUAUUGUUUAUGAAACUUGUAUAUUUUACAAU